Messenger RNA from Chlamydomonas reinhardtii, 3734 nucleotides. RefSeq lists its product as uncharacterized. The transcript is spliced from 16 exons. NCBI's taxonomy places the organism in Eukaryota, Viridiplantae, Chlorophyta, Chlorophyceae, Chlamydomonadales, Chlamydomonadaceae. The record is from RefSeq and is a predicted model, not a curated record. The coding region runs from base 339 to 2396 and encodes 685 amino acids.
AUUGAAUGCAUUCUCUUUUCUGGCUGUACUUUACCCAGUUCACUCGACUUGGAUCCGGGAAACACAAAUUGUGAAUUCCAAAGUGAAGUACAAGUCCCCGACAGUUCUGGCAAAGCCAGCCGACAUGCAUUUGGGUGUAGACCUAAUUACAACUACAUGCUCCUGAAUUCACCCUCGAUAAAGGGUUAGCCUUACAGACUGCGACAGGCGUCAGCGCUUCCAUCGGGCUUCCGCUCGCUCCGACCUCUUUUCCCAGUUUCUAUUAAAUGUACCAUUAUAUAAGAUAGUACGCACAUAAGCAAUCGUGUGUAGCGCCGAGGGCGCGCCUUGGGGCGAGAAUGUCUGAAGGGAGUCUCGCCUUGCUUGCCUUCGCCGCUUUGUGGGCUGCGCUUGCAGCUGCACAUAGUGCGGCGGAAACAAUCACAUUUGAUGGCACGGCGACCGUCCUGUCCGCUCUGACGGUGCACAUCAAGGACCCCAGGUGCAACCAGCGCCACCUGGGCAAGGACUACCUGUACGUGUCACCGGUCAACACAUCGGACACGGCCCUGGCGCCGGUGCAGGUCGCCGCCGGCCCCGACCUGCAGCAGCAGCUGGGCGUGGCCACCGGGGACCUGGUGCGAGUGACGGUGGCGGUGGCGGUGGCGGCCGCACACACGGGCAACAACACGGAGGCGGCGGCGGCGCCAGCACCCUCCGGAUGGGGCGCAGGCGGCGGCGACGGCACUUUGCCCCCGCCGGAUGCCAGCGGCGACACGCCGCCGCCGGAUGGUAGCAGCAAUGCGCCGCCGCCGGACGGUAGCGGCGAGGCGCCGCCGCCAGAUGGGAGCUACGAGGCGCCGCCGUCAGGCGAGCGCCGGCGCAACCGCCGCCUGGGCGCCUUCGUGAGCGGCAGUAGCAGCAGCACUGCCACCAGCAGUACCAGUACCCGCAGCAGCAGCGGCAGUAGCAGCAGCAGCAGUACAAGCGGCCUGUUCGACAGCCAUCUGGAGGGCGGGGCGGACCUGCAGCUGCUGAACCUGACGCUGCUGGCCCCGGGCGACACGGGCAAGGAGGUGUACAACGGCAGUACGUUGUACGUCAAGAGCAUCACGUACAUCAUUUCUACGUGCGGUUGGUCCGAGUCCAUUGGCGCCGACGCUCUUCGCGCGCAGUGGUUCAACGACACGUACGGCCCGCGGCGGCUCAACCUGCAGGACUACCACCAGCUGUGCAGCUACGGCAAGGUGGUGUGGGGCCCAGACAACAACAUCAUCGUGGGGCCGGUGGAGGUCCCCUGCAGCGGCUCUGUGCAGGUCAGUGCCUCGCGCAGUGCGGCCUACAACGGCAGCUCCAAGUGCGGCCUGUACGAGCAGAUGGCGUGGAGGACGGCGGGCGAGGCGGCGGCGAGGGAGCUGGGCUACGGCGCCUGGAUUGACGCCGCCAAGCAGGCAUUCGGCCUGAGGGUCAUCGCCGUACUGCCUGCAGAGGUCCCCUGCCCCUGGCUGGGGCUGGCCUCUGUGGGCUGUGCGGGCCGCUACUGCGAGACCUACAUCAAGGGCACCGCCGCCGCCGACCUGCCCAGCUUCUUCCACGAGCUGGGCCACAACCAGGGCCUGGGGCACGCCGGGGCGCACCUGGACGAGUACGGCGACGGCAGUGACGUGAUGGGCAACGCGGGUAACGGAGCCAACGGCUACCUGUGCCUCAACUCAGCAUACGCAUACCGCGUGGGCUGGGCGACGCCGGCGGAGCAGUUGCAGGUCCAGGACACCCCUGGCGGCACCUACCUCACAUACACGGUGCCUGCCACCGCCACCACCGACGCCAACUACCUGCUCCUCAACUUCUCCGCGUCAGGACCGGGCGUGCCGCCGUACAGCUACCCCUACCCCUACCCCAACUACUACGUGUCCCUCCGAAGCCGUACUCCCACGUACGACAACAUCUUGCCCAACAAGAUCAACGACCAGGUGCAUAUCACUCAGUUCAACGGCACUGCCCGGGAGCGCGACUACAACGUCAGCUGGGAGAUGGCGCACCUGCGGGUGGGCCGGUCCUGGGCCAGCCCGCUGAUCGAGACCGGCCCGCUGGUCGAGACCGGGCCGGGCGAGGGCGCGGGUGUGAACCUGACCGUCAUCUACAUCGAGCCGGGCGUGGCGGCCGGGCUGUCGGUGUGUGUGUUCCGCACCGCCUACGAGUCCGGACCAGAGCUGUGCGGCAAUGGGCUAGACGACGACUGUGACGGCCUGGUGGACGAGGCCGACCCCAGCUGUGGGCCGGAGGGACAGCCCUCACCGCCGCCGCCCCAACUGGAGCCGCCGCCCAUGGACGUCUGGCCGCCGCAGCCGCAGCCAGCGUUAGAUGCCGCCGCCGCCGCCGCCCCAUGCAAAUUAUCAUCAAUUAUCCAGAAAUAAAGGGGCCAGACCAACACACCCGCCGGUCUAUUCUUGUCUGGUUUGGUAUGGUCUGGUGAGGCCCAGUGCAUUUACUGGGGCAGUGGUAUGUGCGCUGGCUGCUGGUCAGGAUGAAUGGCAGCUCCCAAGCUGGCCGAACAACGAAACCGUAUCCAACAAAACCGGUACCAUUACUGGAUUCACGUUUGACUCAUUUGCGACAUACCUUUGUUUUACGUUACAUCACGUGAUGAAUGCUAGCAGCAGGAGCUUUCUUCUCUUUUAGAGCAAGGCGCUGAUAACGUCAAUUGACUUCCUUGUCUCUCCUCUCUUGCGGUGGAGCUAUGACGCCCGCAUGCGUGCGGCAUUGUCUUCUCUUUACCUGGCAGUGGCGCCGUUAGUGCUUGCACACAAAAGAAAGUGCGCGUUGUGAUGAGGCUGGUGAGGCUGGUAAGGAUGGGAAAGGGACCGUACAGGGAGGGACUAAUGCACCACCACCACGACUGAUUACUGCAAGGAGCCUGCGAUCACCUUUUACGUUACAUCACAUGAUGAAUGGUUGCGGUGCUGGCACCAUGAUCAGGUCGUGGGGGCAUGGGGCAACCAUGUUUGGUGCUGUAGGGGUAGGGACGGCCGGGGAGCUGGGUGGGGCUUGACGCUGCCUGCCUGCUGGCCAGCCCGCUGCAGGGCAGGCGGAGGAUAGGCGAGGUGUUGGGGGAGCAGACGCGCGAAUUAGGGAGAGGAACGGAUGUGGAGGAACGGGAGAAGGAGCGGUGGAGGUUGAGGGUGGUGGGGUUGGGCGUGGGGGUGGAUGGCGUGGUUUAUUCCAUUCCCAAAAUAAGCCAUGGCGUGGGGCUGACGACAGCAGUUGGCCCCGCGGUCGCAUGCAUUCAUGUCGUGUCGUGUCCUCUGUGUGGUAUCGUGUCGCGUCGAUGCGCCAUCGCGCAAUCACCUGUGACCUAGCAAGCGCAGCACCAAAGGUCAUCAGCUCGCACGUGCCGCUUGGCUCUCCCUUUGGUGCUUGUGCGUGCAUACACGUCAGAGGGGAGGUGACGCGUGCGUGCCUAUUCUUACCUCGAUGUAUGCGUGUAUUUGUGUUCUUGCGGCGCGCGUCAAGCGAAAUGCUCAGCCUUCCGAGGUUAUGAAGUGUGGUCUUUCGAGGUGUACAAAGUGUGGCACAAUGUGGUGCCCUAUGAUUGGGACAGGGAGACCGUAAGGUGCCUUGGGAUGUGACCGCGCACCCCCUGUCUUUUAAGGAAUGCUUUGUUUAUGGCCGCCUCUUGUUGAUGCCGCAUUGCGUGCGGGCAUUGGCUGAGGCAGUGCUUUUUAUGGGGUGAGCACAAUCUUAAGGAGUCGCAU